Caenorhabditis remanei is the source of this 381-nucleotide messenger RNA. RefSeq lists its product as uncharacterized. The transcript is spliced from 4 exons. The record is from RefSeq and is a predicted model, not a curated record. Bases 1 to 381 code for a protein of 126 amino acids. NCBI's taxonomy places the organism in Eukaryota, Metazoa, Nematoda, Chromadorea, Rhabditida, Rhabditidae.
AUGUGUUAUAAAAAGCAAGAGGGACACGUAGAGCCUGCAGCCGACACAAUUCCUCCAGCCGGGCACACCCAUGUCAAAAUCUGGCCUGUCGUCGAGAACGUCAUCCUCCCCACUGGCAACAAAUGGGACUACGAGGAGUGGACGACCGCCGACAUCUUGGACUGGCUCCAGAUAUUCUACCCAAACCCCGAAAGGGCAGAGAUCAUUGCCCAGAAGGGAAUCGAUGGAUCCCAUCUCUACCGAUGCUUCCUCGACCGGGCGUCAAGCAUGGCCUGGUGCAAGGAGGCCAAGAUCAGCCCUGGAACUGCCAUGAAGAUCCGGAUGACCUUUGGCAGAGUCCACAACAUCAUCUGCGGGUAUGAGCAGUACGAUGAAAAAUGA